UUCACUCACAAUCCAGCACUCACCAACCGUAUCAAAUGGUGGUAAUUACAGCAAAGAGUUUUGCCAAUAGCUUUUGGGGUAGAGACGAUGUUGGCUUUGAGGUGCUCACAAGCAAAAUGAGCAAUGGAAAGAAAACUUGCGAAGAGCUAAGAGCUUUUUAUAAUGUGAAAGCAACCUUACAUGACGAUCUGGGUCGGAAGUUACUGAAGCAUGUACGCAUGGGCAUAGGUAGAGAUGAGACAGGUACCCUCAAAGACCUAUUGGAGACAUCCCGGAAAGAAAUCGAACUAAACGCACAGGCCAACAUCGAUAUGGCAACCAAGAUACGGAACAGCCUAGAAGUUCCUUUAGAGAAUUUUAUGCUCGAGCAAAAGGACAAAAGAAAGUUGGUACAAACCACGGUGGAUAAAGCACACCGAAAUAAGCAGUUACACGCCGCAUACGUUAUGAAGGCUAAAGAAAAAUAUGAUUCUGAAUGUGGUAAACAUGCCAAUCUUGAGUCUCAGUUGGCUUCGACUUCAUCGCGGGAUGCUGACAGGCUCAGGCUGAAGAUAGAGCGUUGCAAGGCUGAAGUCGACACAUUGGACAACGAAUAUCAAUCAGCCUGCCUUAAAUUGACUGAAGCCACAGCUAUAUGGAAUGCUGAAUGGAAAAUAGCAUGCGAUAGAUAUCAGGAGAUGGAAGAAAUGCGAAUAGAGUUUCUUCGUGAAAGCUUUAUGACUUAUGUCAACAUCGUAUCAGGUUUAUCUGUGGAUGAAAGAGAGUCUCUAGAGCGAAUUACGAACUGUGUUGGAAGAACAGAUAUCACACAAGAUAUUGAUGCAUUCAUAGACGAACAAGGAACGGGACCAAUGAUUCCUGAACCUCCCGUAUAUACAAACUUCUUCGCUGAUAAACCAGAGCCAAUACCAAAAUACCAAAUCGCUAAGUUUGCACCAAUAACAGUGCCCGACAAUACCAAGUUCAAUGAUACCAGAAAUAGUUUUUCUCAGUACUCCGAGCAAGUUCCUGCCGUGCCGCCUAAGUCACCACGAGAGCCUGCAAUCAAAUCUCCCAUUGCUAAGAUGAUCAAGGAUGAUAAAGCAACUGAGAAAUUACUUCAACGACGAGCCAACCUUUACUCAAGUACGGACAAAACUAUGCCAAAGACUACGCCUACACCUCCACCUCCACCUUCAAAGUCAAAAUCAAAAUCAAAAAAGUCGAUACCUAUCAUCAAUCUUCCCGGGGACGAAAGUUUAAGUGAUGAUAACGAUGAUCAUAAUGUCGAUCCGAGAGCGAAUAUCUUGGUCAACUUAGGAGGCAAUGUUUUUGAGAUCGAUAACACAGAAGGUGACGAUUCAUCAUUGGAUACUUUAACAGCAGCUCAAGAGAGGCGGACAAAACGGCGUGCACCUCAAAGCCAAAAAUUGGAUGAAGCCUUUGACGCCUCAAUCAGUGACUUACUUCAAGAACUAGGAGUUCAUGAAAAGAAACGUACCUCGCCUGACCAUGAAAAGAACGUGACAGCUUUGUCCGAAGCUCAUGACCCUGUACAGUAUGAGGCAGAGCAUCAAUCCCACCAAAUAGGGUAUGAACAAUAUCAGCCCGGCCCGGUGCCAUCACACACUACUUCAAAUAUUUAUCACCCAGAACAGCACUAUUCUCAAGGAUAUGAACCUCAUCAAACUGCAUACUACACUAAUUAUUCGCAGGAAGUCCCAUAUACAAAUUAUGAACAAAUGUAUUCGCAACAAGCUAAUAACUUCAACUACUAUGACACUGGCACCAUACAAGAUCCUUCAUACUAUCCUUCAUCGACACAUUACACCACCACCACCACCACCACCGUUGAUCCUCAUGUUGCCUACGCCUACCCCCAAUCACCCUACACAAAUGAAACAGCGGAACAUCAGACACCGAGGCAUUACUCGGCACAGCAGUGGACCACCCAACCGGAUUAUAAUACAUCUCCAUACUAUCAUGGAUAGAAAAAUGCAGAGUUUGCGAUAAAUAACUGUUUUUCGUAUGUAAUAUUUCUAUUGUAGAUGAUCGAUUACAAAGAGAAUGAAAUGGUGAAA
This is a messenger RNA of Umbelopsis ramanniana AG, 2060 nucleotides long. RefSeq lists its product as uncharacterized. Gene Ontology annotation, biological process: cytoskeleton organization. Lineage: Eukaryota; Fungi; Mucoromycota; Umbelopsidomycetes; Umbelopsidales; Umbelopsidaceae. Gene Ontology annotation, cellular component: cell division site; cytoplasmic side of plasma membrane; plasma membrane. Gene Ontology annotation, molecular function: phospholipid binding. The coding region runs from base 36 to 1970 and encodes 644 amino acids. The transcript is spliced from 10 exons. The record is from RefSeq and is a predicted model, not a curated record.